CACCCGUCUCUGGGCUCUCCAGCACCGCACCCGGUUGGACAGCGACCGCGCAGCGUCGGCAGCAUCAGCGCGGCUCGGCCAAUCAGAGCGCAGCUCAGGGCAGAUUAAAGCAAACAGCCCUGAUGCUGCUGCUGCUGCUGUGUAGUAGCAGCCUCAGAAACAAGCAGUGCUGGGCUGAUCUUCUUGGAGUAAAUCAACGAAAAUUACAGCUGUUUAAUUAAUCUUACUCAAAAUGGACACAGUGAUAAUCACCUUUGAUAGAAGCUGAGCUGAUCAGGAGGAUGAUGGAUGCUCGCUCGAUAAUUGGAGAAAGUACUGAUGCGAUAGUGGUGGAUGAUUCUCCGACUGAAGAGAAGGAAAUUCUGCAGACUGGCCAGAGUCGUAUCCCAGUGGUUUCUCUGUGCCCCCCUGACGGUUCUGUUAAGGCCCAACUGACGGUCAUCCCCUCUGCAGAGGAGCUCUGUGACAGCUGCAGCAGCCUUGGCAGACCCUCCUCCUCGUUCCAGCUUUACCAUCAAGUCCCCCAGCGCCUUGAGACCGGAGCCUGUCAUUCGCCACAGAACCAUAAAUGCCCACAUUGCAGCCGCCACGAGUCAGUCAAACCCCACUGCUGCCAUUCAAACACAGCUUGUCCUCAUGCUGACAGAGGGGUGGCGGUGAAAUCAGGACACAGCUGUGGUUCUGCCCAUCAGGCGUCCUGUCAUGGGUCGGCAAGGUGUCACUGGUUGCACGGCUCAAACGAGAGCAGGACACAGACCAAACCAAAGCAGCGCCACGUGGUGUCAGUGAGGAAUGGGGGACUUAACUUCAUCAUUAGAAAGUAUUCCCAGCUGUUAGUGGACCAUCCCUUAGUGGUGCUGCUGGGUUGUGCCAUACUGCUGCUGGGAUGCUCACUGGCUGGACUGUUCAUUAGUUCACUGCCAGACUUCUCGGAUCCGCUUUUAGGUUUCCAGCCACGGGGAACAUACAUCGGAGUUCGGCUGUCCAGCUUGUCCAAGCUUCAGCAGGAAACCGGCCAGGGGAAAACUCUGUCUGCUGUACCACAGCAACUCAGCAAAAGCUUUGCCAGGUCUGGCGUUGUCAGCAGAGACAGUAAUGGCAGUCAGCUCGCCUCCAGAGGUCGUAUUAAGAGGAUGCUGGCUGCAGACUUUUCUCUGCACACCUUCCUCUGUGAUGCUCCAGGCGAGCGCUUCGCCCAGCUGGUGUUUCGAUCCGAAACCUCUGCCAGUCUCUGGAGCCUGAAGGCCAUCCACGCCAUGUGUGAGAUGGAGCAAUCCAGGAUUCGCUCCCAGGCCCAGUUCCAGGAUCUGUGCCAGCAGCCUGAUGACGUGGAAGCAGAGGGAACGCCGAGAAGUGGCUGCAGUCCAAGCUGGUCUUUGGGGAAUUACUUGGCGGUCCUCUCUAACGCCUCCUGUUGCCUCAGCCUUACAUCACAACAGGUUUCUGAGUCUUUGAACCUUCUACGGAAAUGUGCCCCGUCUUACCACAGAGGAGAUCUGAUCGAGGCCUGUGCAGAAAGACCCAAGCAUGGUGGCUGCUCUUCUGUUCCCUUCCGGUGUAAAGAAUCCCGCGUGGUGUUCCAAAUCCUGCACUUCAUCGUUGACAGAGACUUCCUCAGCCCUCAGACUGUUGAAUACCAAAUCCCGACACUGAAGUACAGCCUUCUGUUCUUACCCGUUCAGAAAGGAGAGCACAUGAUGGAGAUCUACAUGAACAGCCUUGAAGGAAGGGACCUGACGUACAAAAACGCCACCAUCACUGGGAUAGACUUUGGUAUCAAGAAGACGCUGUUCAGAUAUUACUUGAUUAGAGAUUCUGUGUUCCCAGUCCUUGCUGUUAUAUCUCUCUUGUUCACCAUGGUUUUAUAUCUCCAGUCCUUCUUCAUAGUAGCAUUAUCUAUUCUAGCAAUCACAGGUUCACUCCUGACCUCAUAUUUCUUCUAUAAAGUAGCCUUUCACCUGACUUUCUUCCCCGUGAUCAACCUGGCGGCAGCUCUGAUUCUCUUAGGAAGUUGCUCGAAUCAAGUUUUUAUCUUUACAGAUUUCUGGAAUCUGCAACUAACACAAAACCCUUCAGCUUCCCUGGAGAAGAGAGUUAACAGAGCCUUACAGGAAAUGGGGUAUUUGAUCAUGGCUUCAGGCUUGACCUCCAGUGCAGCUUUUUUCUCAGGUUAUCUCAGCAGCAUCACAGCAAUUAGAUGUUUUUCUAUUUAUCUGGGGACUGCUUCCCUCAUCAGCUCUCUCCUGGCGUUAGUGUGGCUGCCGUGCUCUUUCAUCUUGCUCGAGCGCUCCAGGAAGGCGCCUGCUGUGUCUUUGGUGGCGCAAACAUGGAAGCCCUGCUGCUCCAAAAAUUCAGGCGACUUCUGGGAAACGAGUUCUGGUAAGAGGUGCAUCUUCAGCGUGGUGCAGAAGCUGAGAGAACUAAAACGAGGCCUCUCAGACACCUUGAACCUGCUGUUUCUGAAGAUCUUACCCUGUGGCGUCGUAAAGUUUCGCUAUAUCUGGGUGUGCUGGUUUGCAGUGCUUGGUGCCGGGGGCACGUACAUGUCCUGCGUCAACCCAGGCAUGAGGUUACCCACUCUAGACAGCUGGGUCACCCAGCUUUUCCGCUCCAGCCACCCUUUUGAGAGAUACGACGCAGAGUACCGUCACAUGUUUAUGUUUGAGAGACAGAGGAAUGGAGAGGACAAACCUGUCACUGUUCUGCUUGUUUGGGGCAUCAAACCGACCGAUAAUGGGGACCACUUUAACCCAAAGAGUAACGGCUCCUUGGUUUUUGACUCUGACUUUAACAUGAGCAGGCCUGAAUCUCAGGUUUGGCUGAGAGAUCUGUGUGGGAGGGUCCAGAACCAAAGCUUUUACUCUGCCCCAUCACCAGAAAGUAAAGAUGUCAUGACUGAUAAUGUCUGCCUUGUGGAGCAGCUGGUGCGCUGGGUGUCUGUUAGACGGUGCUCAGGAAGCAACGAUGCCCUUCAUCUCUGCUGUAACAACAUCCCAUUCCCCUACCCGCCCAGCAGUUUUGAAAGCUGCUUGAAUAUGAUGCUGGCAGAGAAACAUGCAGAGAGUCACCCGCCGCAUAGCGGAGGCCUGUACUUUCAGCCAGACGGCAGGGUCGCUGCCCUCAUUUUGGCAUUCCAGACCACCUAUCUCUACAGCUUUAACUUCAGUAGAACCAGGGGUUUUUACAGGGAAAUCCUGACGUGGUUCAACACAGAAAUAUCAGGAGCACCACAAGGGCUAGAGAACGGCUGGUUCGUCAGCCAGUUGUCUCUGUUUGAUCUACAACAGUGUCUAAGUUCUGAGACUCUGGUGGUUGCUGGCUUCUCAGUAGCUCUCACCUUUAUUCUGCUGCUCCUGAUCACCUGGAAUUUUCCACUGAGCUUAUAUGCAACUGUUGCUGUAGGAGGGAGUGUGUUCGUCACCGUUGGCCUCCUCGUCCUUCUUGAGUGGCAGCUGAGUGGCGUCGAGGCUCUGCUUAUAUCCUCAGCUGCAGGGUUGUCUGUUGACUUUGUCGCUAAUUUUUCCAUAUCCUACAGCUUAGCUCCUCAUUCAGACAAGAUAGGAAAAGUGGCACACUCCACGAAAAGGAUGGGAUGCCCUGUAGCAAUAGUUUCCAGUGCGUUUUUCUUCAUGGGCAUUGUCAUGCUACCUGCCACUGCCUUACAUUUUAGAAAAAUUGGGAUUUUCUUGUUUCUGGUGAAAUGCGUGGCGUGUGGAUUUGCAACCUUCUUUUUUCAGUCCCUGUGCUGCUUCUGCGGGCCACGGCGAAACUGUGGAAGGAUCACGCUGCCGUGUUUCUCAGAGGAUACAGAUGGCGUGGUGACCUCCUGCUCGGAGCCAGGCCCCUCGCCGGCCUCGGCUGCCAACGGAGCCUUUGGCAGAUCUGGAGGGAGGCGGAGUUAUGACAAAGAGGCAGGUGGUUACCUCUACCCCGACCAUCACCCUCAACACAAACAGACCAGAGGAGGAGGCGGCUUGCACAGGGGCGCAGAGCAGUACGAGCUGCAGCCUCUCGCUUACCGCCUGAGCGACAGUUUUGAGAACAGCACCUGCACCAGUAAGCUGUCCAACCGGCCCUCUGUGCUCUCAGAUGAAAUUGAGUUUUGUGGGGUAGAGGUGAGCAAGAAGGAUAUGAAUAAUGGCAGUGAAGAGAUGCACAGUCAUCAGAUCUGCCAGCCAGCCCUCCAAACCUCAUCUCCUUACAGAGAAAACACUCUCCGCAAAGCAGGCCUGGGGCAAGAAGAUGUAGCUACUGGAAAUCUGCUGUGCAAAACCUGCAGGGGCCAAUCAGUUGCGGGGAAACUGUGGAGCAAUAUAUCUUACUCCUCAUCAUCAAGCAUGGAGGAAACCAUCAUCAGCCACACAAUGGAGACCACUGACGAGCAGUCACUCUGCAAAGACGCAAAUGCCACAAAGGAGGGACACUAUCAGCACUUCCAGCCUCAGAGCUCCUGUGAAGGACUGGAGGACUCCUGCGAAACAUGUUUGAGUGACAUUGAGGCGGGGUCUUCAAACCCACAGCAGCACGAGGGAAAGGCGGAGGUUCACCUGCAACCAGGACACCUUAACAACAAGAGGGACACACUGAGGCUUUCACUGAAGGAAACGGUUUACGAGACUAAAGACCGCAGUAGCCGGAGUGAAGAAGUGGUCAUCUUACCCAACAGCAGGCCAGAUCUACCAGAUGUCUGGAUAAAGCGAGAUGGACAACGGGAGGAUACAUGCUGAGCAAUCUGUGCUGUAUAUCCUCGGUCAUCCAGGACAUCUGCUGAAAUUCUUCUCUUGUUUUUCAAAGACAUUUCGCCACUCAUCUUCUGUUCUGAUCAUUGGUUGGGAGUUCCCACCUUAUAAGACACUGUUGGAACAGUCACACCAACAGGGCUAUGAAGGUCACAUGAGUCCCUGACUCAACUAUCUAUCCUGAGUUGUUUGGGUCAGGUUAGCGGUUCAUCUGCAUCUCAAGGACAAGGGACACUUUUUUGGAGAGCAGAGUGCACAUUUUGCACAGAAAAGACUUUGAGAAAGGAGAGAAAGCAGGCAUUAAACAAAGAAUAUGCCCUCAGGUCCCCCCAUCUAAUGCCUACAGAGCAGCCAGGGCUGUUCUGCAAUCAUUAACAGGCCUAUCAGUCAGUGUUUGGUAAAUCUAACUAGAACUUGUAGCCAGGAGCUCCUAAACCUUGAUGUGUACUGAAGUGCCUUCAAGAAACCGAAGAAAAAGUCCAUCUGCCAUCUUCUGAAGCAUUUAGGAUCAUUUUAAGCAACUCUCUGCAAACACUGUGCAUUUAUUAACUAUUAAUAUAUCAAUUUAUAAAACUUAUAACUGUCUAUCUUUAAAAUCAAUAGAAAUCAUGCAAAAACUUACACUGUGGGAUUUAAAUGACAAACAUAUGGAAAUAUGGGCCAACUGCAAAAGUAACGAGUGACACCAUGUCGGUCUAAUGUCGCUGUAAGGUUGUCUGUGUCUGUUUAGUGUAGCAUUAUUGUUCACAAAAACCGGUCCAAUCAAAGCAUGACUUUAAACCCAGCAGAGCAUAAUAAAAACUGUUCUGGCACCAGUUGAAAUCAGUGCUGUUGCAUGUAAUCAGAAAAACGUCAAAAUAACUGCAGCCGCUGCCUGCAGACUCUGUGCCAGAGAACCUCUGAACCUGAACACUGUGCACAGACCAGGCUUUCAUUAAUACAUUGUGAACUCUGCACAAUGCUGAAACGGACCAGAACCAUCCAUGAAUAUACAUACAGUAUAUUUGGGGACUGGCGUUAUAUGAUAACUAUUCACGCAACACUUGCUGCCCAUUUCAUUGAUAAUCAUAGUAUAAUUUUAUUGUGUUUCCUUGUUAUAUUCAUUAAAACAUGGAAAUAUUUAGCUUUUUAAAAUGUCAAAGUUUGAACUGCUUGCAGACAAAUUUGAGCUCCUUUGUAGAUGUAUUUGGUCCCUGUUUAGACAGAUGAGAAGGGUGAAAAAUGUGAUAAAGGAAAUUAGACUAUCUUGAACUGUUUAUUUACAGUAUAUUUACAGCUUAAAAAAAUUAUAAAAGGUAAACUUUUACUGUACAUUAAUACUAAUUCUAGUAUUACGGUAUACUUUUGUUUUUAAAAUCUUAUGAUUUCAUAACUGUCCCUGUGGUUUGGUUUAAAGUCCUUUCGGCGAAUGUGUCAGAGUGAGCCGAGUUUUCCCCUGCAGGAAAAAUAGGGUGCUGCAUUACUCCUCCCCCACCUGUUGCUGCUCACUGUUAGUCAGCUGAUUGAAAUAAAACUCAGAUAUGUUUCCCUUGUUUGUAAGAAAGAUGUACAGUAUGUAUUUGGCUAUUUUGGAAGUAUUUAACUCUUAUUAAGCUAAUGCUGGCUUGAAAUUACAGUUAGUAAGCUAUGAGCAGCAUGUCUGUUAAGCAGCUGACUGCAUCCUGUACCAGAGCAGAUAGCCUGACUAAUUAACUAGAUAUUAGCUUGUUAUACUCACAGUACUACUUUAUGAACAGCAAUAAUAUUAGCAUAAUAUUUUGUGAACUUAUUUGUUGCUUGUCGAUUUUAAAAUAAAAGCAAUCAAUUUAAUUAAUUACAUUUAUUAAUAAAUGAUUGUAUAAUUAUAAUUUUUUUUUAUCUGAAAUUACCAUUUUUAUCCCACAUUGCUAUUACCUAACAACUUUUAAAAACACAUAUUUUUUGUACAUUAUGGUUUAUUAUUAAUUAUGCCUUUACUAUAGGUGAUCAUGAGUAACGUGAAGUUUUCUGCUGAGAUGCCUACAGCUAUUUGUUACUAUAAAACUCUAAAACAAACCCGGAACAUUUUAAAACGUGCUUGUUGUCAGAAAGCCGAUGCUUGUUAUUGAGGUAGCUGCAUCUUAAUCAUCCGUCGCACCUUAUAUGUUACAUUUAUGCUUCAUAAUGGUAGUUUACAGUCUGUUACAUGGGGGUCAAACCGCUGAGGUUUCUAAGCAAUAAAUAAUUGGAAAACAACAGGGAUAUCCUUUCCUGCCAACUUUGACUGGAUGUCUGCUCAGAGUUGGCAGGAAAUGACCAAAAGGAUUUAUUGUAAGGAGAAAGUUAGAUUUACAUGAAGUGAUUAUUUAUGAACGAUUGCCACUUUAAAUGUACAGUAUUUUAUGAUUAUCAGUGUAUUGUUCUGUGUUUUCAGAUGUUUGCUGUAUGUUCAAUGCUGUGCCAGGGCCAAACACUGGAGCAUUUACUCACCGAUUUUGAAUCAUAAAUUAGUUUCAGUAAAUAGCUCCUUUAUUUAUAAUUUGACACAUUGAGGUGUUUAUAGUUUAACACUCAAAGAAAUCGGAGCACGUCUGAGCCUCUGGAGAGGAAAAUGUAGCUGCAAUGUAAAAUUUCGACAGAGAAUAUUCAUCAUCAGUGUCGACUGCUGUGAACAAGUAUUUGCUCUCUUUACAGGUUUCUGUUUGUGCUUUUUUCUGACUUAAAAUUUUCAUCCAAUAGAUUUAAAUAUUAGACAAAGAAAACCGCAGUAAAAAAAAAGCAAAAAGCUGUAUUCAAAUGUUGAUUUCAUUUAUUAACAGGAUAAAAAACCAUUAAAACCAUCCUGGCCCCAUGUGAAAAAGUAAUUGCCCCUAAACCCAAUAACUUGUAGAGUGAUACUUGGCAGCAACGCCUGCCCUCAACUGUUUGAUAUAACUGAGUCUACAACAUCGCUCUGUAGGAAUUUUGGUCCACUCCUCUUUGUAAUAUUGUUUUAAUUCAGCCACAUUAGAAGGUUUCCAGCAUAAAUUGACUGUUUAAGGUAAUGCUUUAAAAGCUUCUCAAUCAGAUUUAAAUAAAGUGGUGUAGCGGUAGAGUGUCCACCCCAUUUAAAAGGCUAUUCAUCCUCGACGCCACCAUCCUGGGUUCAAUUCCCGAUCCUGUUACCUUUGCUGCAGGUCCCCCCCCCACCCUUCUCUCACUGCCCAUUUCCUGUCUGAAUACUGCAGCUAAAGACCAUUAGUGCCACAAAAAAACACAAGUUUGGACUUAAACUAGACCACUCUAAAACCUUCUUUUUUUAACCAUUCAGAGGUGGAUUUCCUCUGCUUUGGAUUGCGUAUCACACCAGUCUGUCCUAUGUAAUCCUAAAGACUGACCUUAUCUAAGAGAAGUGAUGUCUGCAGUGCUUUAAAUGUUGUUCUCAGUUCCUUUGUGACCUCCUGGGAAGGUUCACCACUCUUCAAUGUUUUCCCAGUUUGUGGAUAAUUAUCUCACCACUUCCACAGUUUGAAGGCACCCGAACCGAACCAGAACAAGAGUUCCUUCGGUGGAAACACAAACUGUGGUUCAACGGUAUCCCCAAGGUCUUAGAAAUUGCUCUUUAACCCUUUCCAGCCUGAUGUCAAUGACUUUAUCUGUUCUUGAAUUUCUUUAGAUCAGGACAUGUGUUGCUUUUUGAGAUCUUUUAUCCUACUUCAUGUUGUCAAACAGGUGCUUUUUAAGUGUUUUCUUUAGGUCUCUGGUUACUGAAAUGUUGCGAUGAGACGUUUAAGUGUGACCAAAAUAAAACAGAAGAUUUCUGAAAGAGGGCAAACACUUUUAACAGCACUGUGUAUGAAAUGGGCCAUAACAAAAUUGGUUUGUGCAUUUUAUAUCUCUACCCCCUCAUAUGGAGUACAUUAAGCUGUAAAACAUGGAUAAUCACCUGUUUAUUAUAUGCAUGAAAUUGCAACUGUUAUUGUCCCUGGUUCUCCACAGUGUUUGAAAGGUCAUAUCAGCUGGUUCUGUGCAUCUAAAUAUUUAGUAUUUUUCACUUGAAACUUGCUCUGAAUGUCUUAACUGGUUGGUUGUUUGGCUCAAAGUGUAUGUUCUGUGCAAAGUGAAAUGAAAUGUAUUUAUGAUCCUCUAAAUGAUAUAAAGUAUAAAAACAGUAGCUUUGAUCGUGGUUGAGCAUGAAACCUUGACAAGAUUUACAUAAAAUGUGCCUCUGAA
Girardinichthys multiradiatus is the source of this 8909-nucleotide messenger RNA. RefSeq names its product dispatched homolog 2 (Drosophila) (gene disp2). The record is from RefSeq and is a predicted model, not a curated record. The coding region runs from base 282 to 4727 and encodes 1481 amino acids. Lineage: Eukaryota; Metazoa; Chordata; Actinopteri; Cyprinodontiformes; Goodeidae. The transcript is spliced from 10 exons.